Molecule: messenger RNA, 5015 nt
Organism: Dicentrarchus labrax (European seabass)
Lineage: Eukaryota; Metazoa; Chordata; Actinopteri; Moronidae
Gene: wdr97
Product: WD repeat domain 97
Exons: 20
Coding region: 1024-4863 (1279 amino acids)
Molecular function (GO): protein binding
Source: RefSeq, a predicted model, not a curated record
AUGGGUGUAUCCGAGCAACCGGUUGCCUAGCAACGAAGACCGAGCUGGGACCCGAGAGAACAAACUUUUAGCUCACUGAUGCUAGCUUUGUUCAUUGUUUUUAAACUAAUUUAACUCAACAGUGUGUAGAUGUAAGACGUACUGCUGCACCCGGGCUACAUAACUACUAGUUGGUGGAAGGUAAACACAAAGUUUAACUUAGUUUACUCACCUUUUAGGCCGAUACCCAGCGUUAUAAAUCUUUAACUUUUACUAGUAUGUAACGCUAAGCUAGUGUUUACACAAGGAUGAGCUAAAAGGUAAGUUAUUUUUGUUUGUUUGUUUGUCUUAUGGUGACUUGAAUCCGUGACCAAAUGGCACAACAUUUGUCUUCCCUAAACUUUCUUUAUUUGUUGGAUUGAAGUGACAUGUUGGCCUUUAGUUCAUAUAUUAAAAUAUUAUAAAACAGAAUGGAUAAAGAAAAAAGGAAAAAGUAACUUAGUUCCCAUGUUUUCCUACAGUUUUAACUUUUAACUAUUUUUUACUGUAUUAACUAUUGUCAGUUUAGCUAAGUAGAAAAUGUCCCUAAAUCAAAUACUGACGGGCAGAAUCAGGCUUCUAUACCUAAAAUAAUUACAUAAGCUAUUGAGUCUUUAAAAUGAUCGGAUUUUACAAACAGUAACUCAAAAUAAAGUAACUGUAGAUGCUUUGACAGAUACUGAGAUCAUUUGUGUAAUUGUGGCAUGUUUACGAUUUGAAUAUUUUUAAAGCAGAAGAAGAAAAUAAUAUUUCAGGAUCAAUACAAGGUUGCAUAAGAAAAAGAAAGUUGCAGUCUUUAACAGAUAAUUAACAGUUUUCAUCUUCACAUAAAAGGUUCAACAUCUACUUUGAAGUGCUUGGUCCAGGAUGUUGAUGAACGCUGUAUUUUAAGUUUGUUUGUGUUUUUGUGGAGUGCCCUGCACAGGUAAAUGUCACAUAGCCACCAGCAAAAAAAAGAGACGUGCAAAAGGUCAGUGGAUGAGUCCUGUGUAGAAAGUGGUAGAGAUGGUGGCCCCAGGCGAGGAGACGAGAACAACAACAGUAGUCUACCCCAGUCCCCCCCCGAAGCUGCUGUCUCAAGAGAAUGGGACAUCAAAUGGGAGAAAGCAGAAUUUGUUCAAGCAGGACGUGAAGCAAGCCACAGGCAAGGUAAAAAACUCCAAGAGCAAACAGCAUGUGUUUGCUCAUGGUCUCCAUCGCGUUCAGCAUUUGCCCUGUGACAGCCCUGUGCGUUUCAUGAUGUAUUCUGAAGCUGCUGCAGCAUUCAUUAGCCUCCAUGCAGACAACACAGUUUGCCUUUAUAAAGCUGAUGGCCACAAGCAGACUUCCAUAGCACACCUCCCUUUCAUGGGCUUGACCGCCACAAAGAUCUCCGGUCAUCUGGUGGGUUGGGGCCCAGGGCCUGUCUUCACACUCCUCAACAGUGAGUUGGACCCCCUGGAUGCUGCUCACGAUGCCCUGGACAUACGUGUGUGUCAGGCUGCAGAACACUCCACAGAGUUGGUGACUGCAGGUGUGGGCAACGUGUGCGUGUGGUCGGUGAUGCUCAUGAGGUGUAAGGUGAGGAUACAGGAGGGGCUGCAGCAGAGCACGUUCACUCAAAUGGCAUUAGCCCCUCCGCGAUCUGACAGACCCCACAGAGCGUUUGCGGCGUGCGGGCAGGCCGUCACGGUGGUCGAUCUCAAUGCCGGGAAGGUUUUGCAGCACAAGAGGGAUCUCUGCUCACGAGACAUCACUGCAAUGGUGUACUGCUCUCAACUGGACUGUUUGAUCAUUGCAUCUGAAGAGCUCUCCAUUAGAAUAUGGGGUCCAGAUUGGGAACUGCGUGUGACUUUUGUUGGACAUAAUGAUGUAGUGAACUCACUGUUCUACUGCCCUGCAUUAAGCAUGCUGUUAUCAGCCUCUGUGGAUUGUACGAUCCGUUGCUGGGACAUGGAAGAGGGUCAUGUAAUCGAGUGCGUCCACACAGAGCCGGAAAACCCUCCAUUGUUCAUAGGAGGCAACAGAAAGGGAGACACUUUCUUCUCCUUCUCUCACCAAGGAGUUGACUUCUGGACCAUCAGAACCUUGUACACUCUCCACUGUAAACUCAAAGGCGACAAAGGAGCCCCACUGAGACAAAUCCUAGUUUCCCCCUUCCCUGCACCUUACCCUACACGAGUCCUCUGUGUCAGCGGGGACAGUGACAUUGUGCUUGUGGCUGCAGAAACAGGAGCAGUGUUGACUUCCUUUAAGGCAACGCAGAGGAUUUUGUGUGCCGACUACUGCCUGCAUAAAGAGAUUCUGUUGGCUCUGACUGAGACAGGUACGGUGCUCCAAGCCAACACGCUUACUAAUCCAAUCACUUUGAUGCAGGAGUGGAAGAAGAGAGGCCAGGGGCCCUGGCGGUACAGGGACGGUGUGACUGAGGAUGAUGUCCAGAAUCUGCCUGUCCCUGGCCCGGCUUGCUGUCUGGUGCUUUACAGUUAUGUUGCUGAAACACAAGGAGCUUUAGAGGAGUGGAGGAGUUUGCAGGACAGGAGAGGAUGCAGUCACAGGAACAAGGCAGCUCUUGAUGAUGCCAAGAAUAAGUUUUUGACCAUUCUCGGCCAAAGUGGAGGCUGUGUGAGCGUUCUGAAAAUGGACGAUGGGAAGGUCUUUUACAGGACACCAGCACACAACGGCCAGAGAGUCACCGCAGUGCAGGUGUACCCCGAGAACGGCUACCUCCUCUCCACAGGUGAGGACAUGACAGUGGUGGUGUGGAGAGUAAACCCCUACGUCCAGGAGUGUCUCAGCAAGAUGCUCAGCCUGCACUGUGGCCAACCACUAGUCUACCUGGCAGCGCUGGAUCGCCAGCUGGCCCUCACCUUUCAAGAUCCCAACAGUGGCACCUACAACCUGAUGCACUUUAACCUGCUCAACCAGAGCCAGACCGGUUACUCCCCAGUGGAAGGACAUUUAGACCACUUCACAGGAUUGUGUGUGUGUCCUGAUCUGGAGGUGUUUGUCUCCAGCAGUCUAGAUGGGACAGUGUGCAUCUGGAAUGAAGAUAAUCAUCUUAUUGGGACGCUACGGCUGAAUGCAGUGCCUGAGUGUCUGGUUUAUGGUGGAUUUGGAGGGGAGCUGUUUCUUGGCAUUAGAGGGGAUCUGUACAGGAUGGAUUGCGCAAAGUUCCUGCCACACAUUUACCAACAACUGCUCCUUUACACUUAUUGUGCUGAGCCCGUUCCUGACUGGCCUAUCAUCGUGAAUAAAGAGAAGUGCAGCAAAAAAAACAAUGCAAGCACCGACAAAGAUGAUGAAGAGGGACUGCCAGCAAUCGCCAGCAAUUUAUUAUCCACUGAAGACAUGUGGAGACAGAAGGAGCAUGACAAAUUAGUGGCCUCGAACAUGGACCUUGCUGCACUCCUACAAGGCUCAGUAAAAUGCAAAAAAGGGAAACCUCCCAGUACAAAGGAAACCAAGAAAGAGGCUUUUGAUCGCUACAUGAAGAUAAUAUAUGGGUUGCCCUUCAAUAUUAAGAUUGAUUUUGAUGAGACCUUGGAUCAAGAUAAUUUUGAAUUUGAUCCUGAACCAUGUGACAUCAACCGUUAUGUGGUUCCUGCUGUGAAAGAGGAAGUCAAACCUGAAUCUAAGUUAAUCAUUCCUGUGAAUGUGGAGAAAAAGGAGCUGCAGGAGAAAAAGGCUCCAGCACCUAAACCAAGGACCCUGAUAAAAGUCAAGCCAUUGCCUGUCGCCAAACCCAAGAAACCAGAAAUCAUAGUGGAGAAGAAAGAAGAGCCUCCUCCAAAGAUCACGUCUCCAGUAGAGCCACCCAAACCCAAAACUCCUAUUCCUCCUCCUCGCCGUCCAAGGACCCCAACACCACUCCCACAGCGGGAACCCACCCCUGAGGUGCCGACAUUCCUCAAACAGUUUGCGGAUCAGGGCUGGUUUAAAGACUUCUAUCCUGAUAAAAAGUGUAUCCCGAGCACCUUGUCUCCAGAGGAUUUCUCCUUGCAGCUGAUGAGCUGUCUAAACACCUGCAGUGCUCCAUCUAAGAUUAAGAUCCUGGCUGCACUGCAGGCGCUGCACAUCCAGGGACUCUUAGAGAAUACAGACCAGCUCUACCGAGGUCUCUCUGACUUGGUGUCAAAAUUUGUGAGAUAUCCCAUGUCACCUGUGGAGCGGGCUGUGCUUGUUGAAAUGCUGCAUCAGUUGAUGCGUCUUAAAUCUCCCGGCUCUGACCUUGUGAAAAAGCUUCUCACUCUUCUGGCUUUUAAAAAACUGGGUCUCCGAACAACAGUGCUGCACAUCCUGACUGCAUUAGGUGUAAGUGAGGCCGACCAGUGGUUGUGGCCAGAGCUGGAGAGCUGGCAGUCGGAGCUGCAGGACCAGUCUGACGUGUGGAAGAGCCUCCAUGACCGAGCAGAUUGUUGGCUGGAGUUAUGGACCUCCAGAUACAAAGAACAUAACAGGUAUCUGUACCUCAAGAGUACAGCAAAGUGGAAGCCGCCAACCUUCAGCGUGGUGGAUGUGCUGAACUAUUUCUGCUCCAUCCAAAAAGAGGAGCACAGAAAGAAAUGUAUUGCACCAGCUGGUCGCAAAAACACAGUGCUAUUGCCCCUAUAUGACUGUAGUUCUCAACCAAUCCUUCGACUAGGAGAGACGUACAGCAUGGCCAGGACAUCCAGGCCACCAGGUUUAAUUCUGCCUCCCCUGAGAAGCCGUCCCUUCCUCUUGCACUUCCCCAGUUUCAUCUCUUUGCCGUUACCUCGGGUCACUCUCCUCCCCUUUCACAUCUUCUCAGACGGAGACUGGGUGAAGGCCUCGCCUCGCCGCUACUUCAUUCAACAGCAGUCAUAUGUAGAGUACUACAGAUGAUGCCUCUACACUCCAGUUUGUUAAUAUGUUAAUCAUCACACAGUUAAAUGACUCUUAAAACUUUGCUUUAUGUCUGAUUUAUUCUGUGACUUACAGUAAGUAAAUGCAUUCAUGUCGUAUAAAGGUGAUUUGGUACACUCAUUUCCUGAUAA